CAUUUUCUUAAUCCAGUCUAUCAUUGUUGGACAUUUGGAUAUGGAGAGCAGAUGGUCAACAUUCUCCUCAUAACCUUCCAGGGAAUGGAAGAUACCCGUUGAAGCCCUCCCAGGCUGUGUGACCCCAUGUUGGGGACAGGUCACAAAACCUAAGCCUUGUGCCUACUGGAAAGGAGAAGCAGUGGAGUCCUUGACAGAAGCAGUGGUGCUGGAACCUGGUGCUAGGCGCUGGGCCAAGCACUUUACAUACUGUGUGUUAUGUAAUCUUCACAGCAAUAUGAGACUUAGACAAUGAAAGAACACAUCAUAUAUCAGAAGCUUUAUGGAUUGAUUCUCAUGUCGAGUUUUAUCUUUCUCUCAGAUACACUUUCACUAAAAGGAAAAAAGCUGGAUUUUUUUGGAAGAGGUGACACAUAUGUAAGCCUGAUAGAUACCAUUCCUGAACUCAGCCGAUUCACAGCAUGCAUUGAUCUGGUAUUCAUGGAUGACAACUCAAGGUAUUGGAUGGCCUUCUCCUAUAUUACUAAUAACGCCCUCCUGGGCAGAGAAGACAUAGACCUUGGACUUGCAGGAGACCAUCAGCAGCUAAUACUAUACAAAUUGGGAAAGACCUUUUCUAUCCGUCACCACCUGGCUUCAUUUCAAUGGCAUACAAUAUGCUUGAUAUGGGAUGGUGUGAAGGGCAAAUUAGAACUCUUCCUGAAUAAAGAAAGGAUACUGGAAGUAACGGAUCAACCACACAACCUGACACCUCAUGGGACUCUGUUCCUAGGGCACUUUCUCAAGAAUGAGAGCAGCGAGGUUAAAAGCAUGAUGCGUAGCUUUCCUGGCAGCUUGUACUACUUUCAACUCUGGGACCACAUCCUGGAAAACGAAGAGUUUAUGAAGUGUUUAGAUGGAAAUAUAGUUAGUUGGGAAGAAGACGUUUGGCUUGUCAACAAGAUCAUCCCAACUGUUGACAGGACACUGCGCUGCUUUGUUCCUGAAAAUAUGACAAUUCAAGAAAAAAGUACAACUGUUUCACAACAGAUAGAUAUGACCACUCCAUCCCAAAUUACUGGAGUAAAACCACAAAAGACUGCACAUUCCUCUACACUAUUGUCUCAAAGCAUACCUAUAUUUGCAACUGAUUACACAACCAUAUCAUAUUCCAAUACAACAUCUCCACCUCUGGAAACAAUGACUGCACAAAAAAUCUUAAAGACACUGGUAGAUGAGACAGCUACAUUUGCAGUGGAUGUUUUAUCAACUUCAUCAGCCAUCUCUCUGCCUACCCAGAGUAUAUCCAUAGACAAUACUACCAACUCCAUGAAAAAAACGAAAUCUCCAUCUUCAGAAAGCACAAAGACAACAAAAAUGGUUGAAGCCAUGGCUACUGAAAUCUUUCAACCACCUACACCUUCUAAUUUCCUAUCCACAUCCAGAUUUACCAAGAAUUCAGUUGUAUCUACAACUUCAGCAAUUAAAUCUCAGUCGGCUGUUACGAAGACAACAUCUUUAUUUUCAACUAUUGAGUCAACAUCUAUGUCUACAACACCUUGUCUCAAACAAAAAUCCACAAAUACUGGGGCACUCCCUAUCUCCACAGCUGGCCAGGAGUUCAUUGAAUCUACAGCUGCCGAAACUGUACCUUGGUUUACAGUGGAAAAGACUUCACCUGCAUCUACUCAUGUUGGGACUGCAUCAGCAUUCCCACCUGAGCCUGUGCUCAUCUCCACAGCUGCUCCAGUAGAUUCUGUAUUUCCUAGAAACCAGACAGCAUUUCCAUUGGCAACAACUGAUAUGAAAAUAGCAUUUACAGUCCAUUCAUUGACUCUCCCAACUAGGCUUAUUGAGACCACACCUGCCCCAAGGACAGCUGAAACAGAAUUGACAUCUACAAAUUUUCAGGAUGUCUCUUUACCCAAAGUGGAAGAUGCCAUGUCUACUUCCAUGUCUAAAGAGACCUCCUCUAAGACUUUUUCUUUCUUAACAUCCUUUUCAUUUACUGGGACUGAGAGUGUACAGACAGUUGAUGCUGAAGCUACACGUACAGCCUUAACUCCUGAAAUCACACUUGCAUCUACAGUGGCUGAAACUAUGCUUUCCUCCACAAUCACAGGACGAGUUUACACCCAGAAUACACCUACAGCUGAUGGACACGUGCUUACUUUGAUGUCCACUAGAUCAGCUUCCACAUCCAAGGCACCUGAGUCAGGUCCCACAUCCACAACUGAUGAAGCUGCCCAUCUGUUCUCCAGCAAUGAGACCAUUUGGACUUCCAGGCCAGACCAGGCCCUGCUGGCAUCUAUGAACACAACCACCAUACUCACAUUUGUGCCUAAUGAAAAUUUUACAUCAGCAUUUCAUGAGAAUACUACUCAUACAGAAUAUUUAUCCGCAACUACCAAUAUCACCCCACUGAAAGCAUCUCCAGAGGGCAAAGGUACCACUACCAAUGAUGCUACUACAGCCAGAUAUACAACAGCUGUAUCCAAAUUGACAUCACCAUGGUUUGCUAAUUUCUCCAUAGUUUCUGGAACCACAUCCAUAACCAAUAUGCCUGAAUUUAAACUUACCACUUUACUACUAAAAACAAUACCUAUGUCUACAAAACCUGCAAAUGAACUUCCUUUGACACCAAGGGAGACUGUUGUUCCAUCAGUAGAUAUAAUAUCUACUCUUGCUUGCAUUCAGCCAAAUUUUUCUACUGAGGAAAGUGCUUCUGAGACCACACAAACAGAAAUAAAUGGUGCAAUUGUAUUUGGAGAUACAACAACCCCUGUACCAAAGUCAGCAACAACACAAAGAUUAAAUGCCACUGUGACAAGAAAAGAAGCAACUUCCCAUUAUCUUAUGGGAAAAUCAACUAUAGCAGCAGUGGCUGAGGUUUCUCCAUUUUCAACAAUGCUGGAAGUGACAGAUGAAUCAGCACAAAUGGUGACAGCUUCUGUCACUGUUUCCUCUUUUCCUGAUAUAGAAAAGCUAAGUACCCCAUUGGAUAAUAAAACUGCAACAACUGAGGUGAGAGAAAGUUGGCUUUUGACAAAAUUGGUGAAAACCACACCUAGGAGUUCAUACAAUGAAAUAACAGAAAUGUUUAAUUUUAACCACACCUAUGUAGCACAUUGGACUUCAGAGACAUCUGAGGGAAUUUCAGCUGGAUCUCCCACUUCUGGGAGCACACAUAUAUUCGGUGAACCCCUGGGUGCUUCUACCACAAGGAUAUCAGAAACCAGUUUCUCCACUACCCCUACAGACAGGACAGCUACGUCCUUGUCUGAUGGUAUCUUACCUCCACAGCCUACAGCUGCUCAUUCCUCAGCAACCCCUAUGCCUGUUACUCAUAUGUUCUCAUUGCCAGUUAAUGGCAGUUCUGUGGUGGCUGAGGAGACUGAGGUUACCAUGUCUGAGCCUUCUACACUGGCCAGGGCUUUUUCUACAUCUGUGCUCUCAGAUGUCUCAAAUCUAUCCUCAACUACAAUGACCACAGCAUUGGUACCACCUUUGGAUCAGACUGCUUCCACAACCAUUGUUAUUGUGCCUACCCAUGGAGACUUGAUUCGUACCACUUCAGAGGCCACGGUAAUCUCUGUCAGGAAGACAUCCGUGGCAGUUCCUUCUCUGACAGAAACACCAUUUCAUUCACUGAGACUCUCCACUCCUGUGACAGCUAAGGCUGAGACCACCCUUUUCUCUACCUCAGUUGAUACAGUAACCCCAUCUACACACACUCUUGUCUGCUCAAAACCUCCCCCUGACAACAUUCCUCCUGCGUCCUCCACUCAUGUGAUCUCAACUACGUCUACAUCAGAAGCAACUCAACCCAUAUCUCAAGUAGAGGAGACUUCUACCUAUGCUCUCAGCUUCCCAUAUACUUUCAGUGGUGGUGGAGAUGUUGCCAGCUUGGCUACUGGCACCACAGAGACCUCUGUUGUUGAUGAGACCACACCCUCACACAUCUCUGCCAAUAAGUUGACUACUUCAGUAAACAGUCACAUUUCUUCGUCUGCCACAUAUCGUGUACACACACCAGUGUCCAUCCAAUUGGUGACUAGCACCUCUGUCUUAUCUUCCGACAAAGACCAGAUGACCAUAUCCCUGGGAAAAACCCCUAGAACUAUGGAGGUGACAGAAAUGUCCCCAUCAAAGAAUUCUUUUAUUUCAUACUCCCGGGGUACUCCAUCUUUGGAAAUGACAGAUACAGGAUUUCCUGAGACCACAAAAAUUUCCAGUCACCAAACACAUUCGCCUUCAGAGAUUCCACUUGGGACUCCCUCUGAUGGAAAUUUGGCUUCAUCUCCCACGUCUGGAAGCACACAGAUUACACCAACCUUGACCUCAAGUAACACAGUAGGUGUUCACAUUCCAGAAAUGUCUACCAGUCUUGGGAAAACAGCUCUCCCCUCACAAGCUCUGACAAUCACCACUUUUUUGUCUCCUGAAAAGGAAAGCACGAGUGCCCUUCCAGCAUAUACUCCCAGGACCGUGGAAAUGAUAGUAAACUCCACCUAUGUGACUCACUCUGUCCCAUAUGGCCAGGAUACUUCAUUUGUAGAUACCACAACUUCCAGCUCAACAAGAAUAUCAAAUCCUAUGGACAUCAAUACAACUUUUUCACACUUGCAUUCACUUAGGACACAACCUGAGGUGACUUCAGUUGCCUCUUUCAUUUCUGAAAGCACACAGACUUUCCCUGAGUCCUUGUCUCUUUCCACAGCUGGACUAUAUAAUGACGGUUUUACAGUUCUCUCCGACAGGAUCACUACAGCCUUUUCUGUUCCAAAUGUACCUACAAUGCUUCCUAGAGAAUCCUCUAUGGCAACGUCCACUCCUAUUUACCAGAUGUCCUCAUUGCCAGUUAAUGUAACUGCCUUCACCUCCAAAAAAGUUUCUGACACUCCCCCAAUAGUGAUAACUAAAUCUUCUAAAACAAUGCAUCCAGGUUGUUUGAAAAGUCCCUGUACAGCCACUUCUGGGCCUAUGUCUGAGAUGUCCUCAAUACCAGUUAAUAACUCUGCUUUCACACCUGCAACAGUCUCUUCUGACACUUCCACAAGAGUUGGGUUAUUCUCUACUUUAUUGUCUUCAGUUACCCCCAGGACUAGUAUGACCAUGCAAACAUCUACAUUGGAUGUCACACCUGUGAUAUAUGCUGGGUCUACUUCAAAAAACAAAAUGGUUUCCUCUGCUUUCACUACAGAAAUGAUAGAGGCACCUUCCAGGAUCACACCUACAACCUUUCUCUCUCCAACAGAGCCAACUUUGCCCUUUGUAAAAACCGUUCCCACCACCAUUGUGGCUGGGAUAGUGACUCCAUUUGUAGGCACCACUGCCUUCUCUCCACUCAGUUCUAAGAACACUGGAGCUAUUUCCUCCAUUCCAAAGACCACAUUUUCACCACUUCUAUCAGCAACUCAACAGUCAUCACAAGCAGAUGAGGCUACAACUUUGGGCAUAUUAUCUGGGAUUACUAACAGGUCCCUAUCUACUGUGAACAGUGGUACAGGGAUAGCUCUCACAGAUACUUAUUCCAGAAUCACUGUUCCUGAAAAUAUGCUUUCACCUACUCAUGCAGAUAGUCUCCAUACUUCCUUCAAUAUUCAGGUUUCCCCAUCUCUGACUAGCUUUAAGAGUGCUUCUGGACCCACAAAAAAUGUUAAAACAACCACCAAUUGCCUUUCUUCUAAUACUAGAAAGAUGACUUCCUUGUUAGAAAAGACUUCCUUAACAAACUAUGCCACAUCUUUGAAUACCCCUGUUUCAUACCCUCCAUGGACCCCAUCCAGUGCAACUCUACCCUCUUUGACAUCAUUUGUUUAUUCACCUCAUAGUACUGAAGCUGAGAUCUCUACUCCAAAGACCUCUCCUCCUCCCACAUCCCAAAUGGUUGAAUUUCCAGUUCUGGGAACAAGAAUGACAUCUAGUAAUACCCAACCUCUGCUUAUGACUUCCUGGAACAUACCCACAGCUGAAGGUUCUCAGUUUCCAAUUUCCACCACUAUUAAUAUACCUACAUCCAAUGAGAUGGAAACAGAGACUCUACACCUUGUUCCUGGGCCUUUGUCAACAUUCACAGCCUCUCAGACUGGUCUAGUAUCUAAAGAUGUCAUGGCAAUGUCAUCAAUUCCUAUGUCAGGAAUUCUUCCUAACCAUGGGCUUUCUGAGAACCCUUCAUUAUCAACAUCUUUAAGAGCUAUCACUUCCACAUUGGCUGACUUUAAGCACACAUUUGAGAAAAUGACCACAUCUGUAACUCCUGGGACCACACUCCCAUCAAUUCUUUCUGGUGCCACUUCAGGAUCUGUAAUUUCAAAGUCAGCCAUUCUGACAUGGCUCUUAUCUAGUCUCCCUUCUGGCUCCCCUCCGGCAACUGUAUCUAAUGCCCCUCAUGUUAUGACUUCCUCUACAGUAGAGGUGUCAAAAUCAACAUUUCUGACAUCUGACAUGAUAUCAGCACACCCAUUCACUAACUUGACAACACUACCCUCUGCUACUAUGAGCACCAUACUCACCCAAACCAUUCCUACACCUACACUGGGUGGUAUCACUACUGGCUUCCCAACUUCUCUCCCUAUGUCUAUAAAUGUCACAGAUGACAUUGUGUACAUUUCCACACACCCUGAGGCAUCCUCCAGAACCACAAUAACUGCCAACCCCAGGACUGUGUCUCAUCCUUCAUCCUUCAGCAGAAAGACUAUGUCACCUUCUACAACUGACCACACUCUAUCUGUUGGUGCCAUGCUUCUGCCUAGCUCUACAAUAACAUCUUCAUGGAACAGAAUUCCAACUGCAUCAUCACCCUCUACUUUAAUUAUUCCUAAGCCCACACUGGACUUCCUUCUAAAUAUAAUGACUACUACAUCCACUGUUCCUGGAGCCUCAUUUCCACUCAUAUCCACUAGGGUGACAUAUCCUUUUACAGCAACUGUGUCUUCACCAAUAUCGUCCUUUUUUGAAACAACUUGGCUGGACUCCACACCUUCCUUUCUAUCUACGGAAGCAUCGACUUCGCCUACUGCCACCAAGUCCACAGUUUCCUUCUACAAUGUUGAAAUGAGCUUCUCUGUCUUUGUUGAAGAGCCAAGGAUCCCUAUUACCAGUGUUAUAAAUGAAUUUACGGAAAAUUCGUUGAAUUCUGUAUUUCAGAACAGUGAAUUUUCUCUUGCUACUCUGGAAACCCAAAUUAAAAGCAGGGACAUUUCAGAGGAAGAGAUGGUCAUGGAUCGAGCUAUUUUGGAACAGAGAGAAGGACAAGAAAUGGCUACAAUUUCCUAUGUACCAUACAGUUGUGUUUGUCAGGUCAUCAUAAAAGCCAGCUCUUCCUUAGCAUCCUCUGAAUUGAUGAGAAAAAUCAAAAGUAAAAUACAUGGCAACUUCACGCAUGGAAACUUCACACAAGAUCAAUUGACGUUAUUAGUAAACUGUGAACACGUUGCAGUGAAAAAACUAGAGCCUGGAAAUUGCAAAGCCGAUGAAACAGCCUCUAAAUACAAAGGGACCUAUAAGUGGCUAUUAACCAACCCUACGGAGACAGCCCGAACCAGAUGCGUAAAAAAUGAGGAUGGAAAUGCCACAAGAUUCUGUUCAAUCAGCAUCAACACGGGCAAAUCUCAGUGGGAAAAGCCAAAGUUUAAACAAUGCAAAUUGCUUCAAGAACUUCCUGACAAGAUUGUGGAUCUUGCUAAUAUUACCAUAAGUGAUGAGAAUGCUGAGGAUGUUGCAGAGCAUAUUUUAAAUUUGAUAAAUGAAUCCCCAGCCCUGGGUAAAGAAGAGACAAAGAUUAUUGUUUCUAAAAUAUCAGAUAUUUCACAAUGUGAUGAGAUAAGUAUGAACCUAACUCAUGUUAUAUUACAAAUAAUCAACGUUGUUUUGGAAAAGCAAAACAAUUCCGCCUCUGAUCUGCAUGGAAUAAGCAAUGAAAUUCUGAGGAUAAUUGAGCGUACUGGUCACAAGAUGGAGUUUUCUGGGCAGAUAGCAAAUCUGACGGUGGCCGGGCUGGCUUUGGCUGUGCUGCGGGGGGAUCACACGUUUGAUGGCAUGGCUUUCAGCAUUCACUCCUAUGAAGAAGGCACAGACCCUGAGAUUUUCCUAGGCAAUGUCCCUGUGGGAGGGAUUUUGGCUUCCAUAUAUUUGCCUAAAUCACUGACGGAGAGAAUUCCUCUUAGCAACUUACAAACGAUCUUGUUUAAUUUCUUUGGCCAAACUUCACUCUUUAAGACCAAAAAUGUCACUAAAGCAUUAACCACAUAUGUUGUGAGUGCCAGCAUUUCAGAUAUGUUCAUUCAAAACUUAGCUGACCCAGUGGUUAUCACUCUGCAGCAUAUUGGAGGAAACCAGAAUUAUGGUCAAGUUCACUGUGCCUUUUGGGAUUUUGAGAAUAAUAAUGGGCUGGGUGGAUGGAAUUCGUCAGGCUGUAAAGUAAAGGAAACAAAUGUAAAUUACACAAUCUGUCAGUGUGACCACCUCACCCAUUUUGGAGUCUUAAUGGAUUUAUCCAGGUCUACAGUGGAUACAGUGAAUGAACAGAUAUUAGCGCUUAUAACAUACACCGGAUGUGGAAUCUCCUCCAUUUUCCUGGGAGUUGCAGUGGUGACAUACAUAGCUUUUCACAAACUUCGAAAAGAUUAUCCUGCCAAAAUUCUGAUCAACCUGUGCACAGCACUACUGAUGCUAAACCUGGUAUUUUUGAUCAAUUCUUGGUUGUCAUCAUUUCAGAAAGUGGGAGUUUGUAUCACAGCUGCAGUGGCACUUCAUUACUUCCUGCUUGUUUCUUUUACUUGGAUGGGCCUGGAGGCAGUCCACAUGUAUUUGGCUCUAGUCAAAGUCUUCAACAUAUACAUUCCAAAUUAUAUCCUUAAAUUUUGUCUAGUUGGUUGGGGAAUCCCGGCUAUCAUGGUGGCAAUCACAGUCAGUGUGAAAAAAGAUCUGUAUGGAACUCUGAGCCCAACAACUCCGUUUUGUUGGAUUAAAGAUGAUUCUAUCUUUUACAUCUCAGUGGUGGCUUAUUUUUGCCUCAUAUUUCUCAUGAAUCUCUCCAUGUUCUGCACUGUUCUUGUUCAACUGAAUUCUGUGAAAUCCCAAAUCCAGAAGACUCGGCGGAAGAUGAUCCUGCAUGACCUCAAAGGCACAAUGAGCCUGACAUUCUUACUUGGCCUCACCUGGGGGUUUGCAUUUUUUGCUUGGGGACCCAUGAGGAACUUUUUCUUGUAUUUGUUUGCCAUUUUUAACACUUUGCAAGGAUUCUUCAUUUUUGUGUUUCACUGUGUGAUGAAGGAGAGUGUGCGGGAGCAGUGGCAGAUACACCUCUGCUGUGGGUGGUUGCGAUUGGAUAACUCUUCUGAUGGGAGCAGCCGGUGUCAGAUAAAGGUUGGAUAUAAACAGGAGGGACUAAAGAAAAUCUUUGAGCACAAACUGUUGACACCAUCUCUCAAGUCAACUGCAACUAGCUCCACUUUCAAAUCUUUAGGCUCUGCACAAGCCACACCUUCAGAAAUAAGCUUUCCAAAUGAUGACUUUGACAAAGAUCCUUACUGUUCCUCUCCUUGAGUUGUGAAGUUGUGCCUAAUUAUGUAAAAAGAAUAUAAUACCUGUGGAAAUAAAAAUGAAUUCCAAGUGUAUACUUGCUCGGGUGAUGGGUGCACCAAAAUCUCACAAAUCACCACUAAAUAAUGUACUCAUGUAACCAAAUACUACCUGUUCCACCAAAACCUAUGGAAAUUUAAAAAAACAAAAAUAAAAAGCAAAACAAAAAUCCCAAAAUGAAUUCCAUUCACAAACAGAAUUUUUCAAUAAAUCCCAGUAGAGAUACUUGCCUCCUCCCAACCCCUGAUUGGGGAAAAGGUUGAAUUUGUGAAACAAUCUGCUCCAACCUUCUAUUUUAAUUAUUAUUUUGUAAGGGGAAGAAUAACAUUUGAUAAAUAUUAAAGUCAGAAUAAUUCUCCUAU
Pan troglodytes (chimpanzee) is the source of this 9926-nucleotide messenger RNA. It is a transcript of the gene ADGRG4, whose product is annotated as adhesion G protein-coupled receptor G4. Gene Ontology annotation, biological process: cell surface receptor signaling pathway; adenylate cyclase-activating G protein-coupled receptor signaling pathway. Gene Ontology annotation, molecular function: G protein-coupled receptor activity. The transcript has 26 exons. The coding region runs from base 292 to 9528 and encodes 3078 amino acids. The record is from RefSeq and is a predicted model, not a curated record. Lineage: Eukaryota; Metazoa; Chordata; Mammalia; Primates; Hominidae. Gene Ontology annotation, cellular component: plasma membrane.